AUGCUUGGAGAUGCCAAUAGUCGCCAAAUGUGGCAGUGCUUGAACAACAUCAAAGUCAUGCGACCUGCUACCUGUUGGCUUGAAAAUGUGCUGGGAUUUGUCCGUGUUAUCGAUCGGGUGCUGGCCCACAUAUCGGAAAAUCUUCCAGAGUAUGAGGUUGCAUGGCUCAUCCUGGAUCCGCUUGACCAUGGUUCUCCUAUCACACGACGGCGGGUCUUCAUUAUUUUGAUCUUGAAGGAGAUCAUGGACCAAUCUGUCAGGGGCCACCUGCAAGAUUUCUGUGAGGCUACACGCGAAAGAUUGAGAAUACUUUUGGACCUGCACUGGAAGGACCUUCUCUUGGACAACUGGAGCCAGACUGUUCAGGACGAUAUCGAAGCAAAACAACAGUUGAGGAAAAAAAACUUGGCUCGUGAAAGGCCACUUGGCUCUGCCAAACAAACAAUUUUGAUAUACUUUUUUAAAACCCAGUACUAG
This is a messenger RNA of Cladocopium goreaui, 477 nucleotides long. Lineage: Eukaryota; Dinophyceae; Suessiales; Symbiodiniaceae. The record is from the annotation of a GenBank genome assembly.